This is a messenger RNA of Drosophila elegans, 4625 nucleotides long. RefSeq names its product RNA helicase aquarius. Gene Ontology annotation, cellular component: catalytic step 2 spliceosome. The transcript is spliced from 8 exons. Bases 74 to 4534 code for a protein of 1486 amino acids. NCBI's taxonomy places the organism in Eukaryota, Metazoa, Arthropoda, Insecta, Diptera, Drosophilidae. Gene Ontology annotation, molecular function: mRNA binding; helicase activity. Gene Ontology annotation, biological process: mRNA splicing, via spliceosome. The record is from RefSeq and is a predicted model, not a curated record.
UUUCGACCGGCGUUUUGUUUUGCUGCAGAUUUGUGCGCUUAUAUUCGUUUUUCAGCAAUUUUAUAAGGAUACCAUGAAGCGUAGGAGUCAAACGCAGGCCCAACAGGCCACGCCGGCCAGUAAAAAUUCAAAGGACAAGGUUGGAGCCCUCACUGUAGCUCAGCUGAAUUCCGAUGUCAUUUGGCAGCUGGCAUCACAGUACUGGACGCCGGACACAAAGGCGGAUCACCUGCCUUAUAGCGCCAAGAUCAUUGAGCGCAUCUACAACGAGGAGAUCGGCGGAGGCAGUGGACAUAGUGCGCGCCGGAUUAACAUGCUGGAAUUCAGUCAGUACUUGGAGCAGUAUCUGUGGCCACAUUACCAGCGCGAGACCGCCACCCAUGCCCACCUCAUGUCCAUCGUGAUAAUGGCCAACGAGAAGUUCCGGGAGCGCGUCGAGGUGUGGACAGUGUUCGAGAAACUGCCUGAUCAGUAUCCGGCCUUCUUCCGCCACGUGCUGGAGAGCUGUUUGGCAGCAAAGAAGGCCAAGGAGGCGAGCAGCACGCUAAGGGAGCGAACGGCCUUGCUGAUGUUCAUAAACCACUGCUUCAAUAGCAUGGAGAUCGAGCUGUGCCGCGAGCAGGCCAAGCGAUUGGUCUCCCUGUCCAUGUGGCACUGCCUGCAGCCGCGUCGCCGCGAACAGGAGCUUCGGGAUGUGCCCGAGUGGCGCAAGUACUGGAAACGCCUUCUCAAGAAGGAGAAGGACAGCAAGCCCGAGGUCCUGUGGGAAAGGCACUUUAUGCAAAACCUAAUCAUAGAAUUUCUGCACAUCCUGGAGGGCAUUCCCGCCGAAGGCGAUGUGGCCUCUAAUGUGGUCCACUACUGCGAGCGUUUUCUGGAGUUCAUCAUCGACCUUGAGGCCCUACUGCCCACGCGUCGUUUUUUCAAUACAGUUCUGGACGAUUGCCACCUCAUUGUGCGGGCUCUUCUGUCGCCCCUUGUUCGUCGCGAGGAGGGAAAACUAUUCGGACAGCUUUUGGAUAUGCUGAAGUUUUACACUCGUUUUGAGAUCAACGACGUCACCGGCAGCUCUCUUACCGAUCACGACAUGACCCAGCUGCACUAUAAAAAGAUAACCUCUUUGCAGCGGGCGGUAUUUGCCAAGUUUCCCAGCCUGCGGGUCUUUGCCUUGUCCAAUGUAGCCACAGUAGACAACCGGGAGUCGCUGGAACAGCACUUCGGUGGGCUAGAUGGCAAGGGACUCCUUCAAAUCGCUACGUUCCUGAAUCUUGUGCCCGAAGAGGUGGCUGCACCCUUAGACUGGCACCGUGUGGACGAGCAGUUUCUGCGCGAACUGCUGAUAACGCGUCACGAGCGGCGCUGCUCUCAGCUGGAGGCGCUUAAUGAAAUGCCUCUGUAUCCCACAGAGCAGAUUAUUUGGGAUGAGAAUGUGGUGCCCUCGGAAUAUUAUACCGGAGAGAGCUGUCUUGCACUGCCCAAGCUGAACCUACAGUUCCUUACCCUUCACGACUAUCUACUACGAAACUUUAACCUUUUCCGUUUGGAGUCCACCUAUGAAAUCCGGCAGGACAUUGAGGAUGCCGUAAGCCGCAUGUUACCCUGGAAGUCGGAAGAUGGUGAUGUUGUAUUCGGAGGCUGGGCAAGAAUGGCGCUCCCUGUAGCCAGCUUUGCGGUGGUCGAGGUGGCCAAGCCGCAUCUGGGUGAAAAGAAGCCUUCGAGGGUACGUGCCGAUGUUGGAGUGACACUCUCUGUGCGUCGCGAGAUCAAGGCGGAAUGGGAGAACCUUCGAAAGCACGAUGUCUGCUUCCUGAUAACCGUCAAGCCAACGCAGCCAUAUGGAACUAAGUAUAAUCACCGGGAGCCAUUCAUUCCGCAGGUCGGAUUAGUCAGUGUGCGUGGCUGCGAGGUGGAGGGCAUGCUGGAUGCUAACGGAAGGGUAAUAGAGGAUGGACCGGAACCAAGGCCACAGCUGCCAGGCGAACAGCGAUGCUAUCGCGUGUGGCUGGACUCGAAUCAGUACCGUCUAGACAUGGACGACCUGCAGGAGGGUGCCGACGAUGUUUACGAGAGCUUCAACAUCCUAAUGCGCCGUAAGCCAAAGGAGAAUAACUUCAAGGCCGUUUUAGAAACCAUCCGCCAUCUAAUGAACACAGAAUGUGUGGUUCCGCCUUGGCUGCACGACAUCCUCCUGGGUUAUGGUGACCCUGGAGCCGCCCACUAUAGUAACAUGUCAAAUCAGGAGCGCAGUCUUGAGUUCAACGAUACCUUCUUGGAUUACAAGCAUUUGGAGGCCAGUUUUCCUACCUACACUUUGAAAUGUGAGGUGUCCGAGGAAAAGCGCCUGCCGCCCUACCGACUUAUAUUUGAAGAUGUGCCUAUUCAUAAGGAAAGCGACGAAGAGGAGAGUGAUGAUAAGGUUGAACAGGAAUUGACCAAAUCAAUUGUGGUGCAGCCAUAUAAGUACGAGGCUAGGGGACCAUAUCCCAGCGACAAGCCUAAACAAAACUCUAUCCGUUUCACACCCACUCAAGUGGAAGCCAUUCGAGCAGGAAUGCAGCCAGGACUAACACUGGUGGUUGGUCCUCCUGGAACGGGCAAAACCGAUGUGGCAGUUCAAAUUAUAUCGAAUAUUUAUCACAACCACCCCAACCAGCGUACGCUGAUUGUGACGCACUCCAAUCAGGCGCUGAACCAAUUGUUCGAAAAGAUCAUGGCCCUGGACAUCGAUGAGCGGCAUCUUUUACGUCUUGGUCACGGCGAGGAGGCUUUGGAAACAGAGAAGGACUUCAGUCGCUAUGGACGAGUCAACUAUGUGUUGGCCAAACGCAUGGACCUGCUUAGCCAGGUGCAGCGGCUACAGGAGGCGUUGGGCGUGAGUGGUGACAAUGCUUACACCUGUGAGACAGCCGGCUACUUUUACUUGUACAAUGUAAUGGCCCGCUGGGAGAAGUUCCAGAGCCAGAUGAACGUGCACAGGGAAGAGGCGGAUGCUGAGAAACUCAGAUCUGUGUUUGAGAAGGAGUUUCCCUUUAGUAAAUUCUUCGCGGAUGCUCCGCAACCGCUGUUUAAGGGUGCGAAUUAUGAGGAGCUCUUGGACACAGCCUGCUCAAACUUCCGAUACAUCUCGGACAUAUUCAACGAAUUGGAAGAGUUCCGCGCCUUUGAACUGCUGCGCACAGGUCUGGAUAGAUCUAAAUAUCUGCUCGUCAAGGAAGCAAAGAUCAUUGCCAUGACUUGUACGCAUGCGGCACUUAAACGUAAAGAGCUGGUCAAUCUCGGCUUUCGAUAUGACAACAUCCUCAUGGAAGAAUCGGCUCAGAUCCUGGAGAUAGAGACGUUCAUUCCCUUGCUGCUGCAGAACCCGUUGGACGGACUAAAUCGCCUAAAACGUUGGAUCAUGAUUGGGGAUCACCAUCAGCUGCCGCCCGUGAUUAAAAACAUGGCCUUCCAAAAGUACUCCAAUAUGGAACAGAGCUUGUUUACCAGACUGGUGCGCCUCGGAGUGCCAACUGUAGAUCUGGAUGGACAGGGUCGUGCCCGGGCCAGCAUCUGCUCGCUGUACAAGUGGCGCUACAAAAAGCUAGAGGACCUGCAGCACAUCUUUGAGCGGGAUGAGUACAAAAAGGCAAAUGCUGGCUUUGCGCACGACUAUCAGCUUAUCAAUGUGGAGGACUUCAAGGGAGUGGGUGAAAGCGAACCCAAUCCCUAUUUUUACCAGAAUCUUGCUGAGGCGGAGUACAUUGUUGCCGUCUACACGUACAUGCGUCUGAUGGGCUAUCCCGCGGCUAAGAUCUCUAUUUUGACUACUUACAAUGGUCAGAAGCAUCUCAUCCGCGACGUCAUCAAUGCACGCUGUGGAAACAAUCCGCUCAUCGGUUGGCCGCACAAGAUUACCACCGUGGAUAAGUACCAGGGCCAGCAGAACGACUAUAUUCUCAUCUCUCUAGUGCGCACCAAGGCGGUGGGACAUUUGAGGGACGUGCGACGUCUGGUGGUGGCCAUGAGUCGUGCACGUCUUGGUCUUUAUGUAUUUGGCAGGGUCUCCCUGUUCAAGAACUGCCUGGAACUUCAGCAGACUUUUAAACUGCUCACACAGAGAUCUCUGAAGCUAAGUCUGGUGCCCGAAGACAGCUAUCCCACGGAUCGUUUAGCCAGUGCUGAUGUGGCCAGAGAAGCUAUCAAAACGAUUGAAAGUAUGUCCGAAAUGGCGCAAUUUGUGUACGAGCGUUAUAUGGCUAAAAUGGAGGAGCUGAAGGGCACUCUGCCUACCGAAGAAGAGUUGCAGGCCAUGCGUAACCAGCUUCCCCAGGAAGAUGAGGACAAUGUGGCAGAAGAAGCUACCGACGAGCCCCCAGAAAAAAGAGCAGCCAAGGAAGUGCCAGUGUCGAAGAAAAAGUCAUCAGAAGCCUUCAAGCCCACGCCUAUUCUUAACGAGAUAAACGUGGACGAGGCGGAGAUGGAUCAAAGCGAACCGGUUAAUCAGGAGGUUACCGUAGAGCCAACCCAGGAGUCCACUCCGGCAGAGGAGUCAUAGUUACUGUAAAGUUGCUCAAAUAAUUUAAUUUCAAUAAGUUCCAACAAUGUUUAAGUGACAAAUGCAAGAAGCAUAAACCAAACACCAUAAA